Clonostachys solani is the source of this 2010-nucleotide messenger RNA. The record is from the annotation of a GenBank genome assembly. Lineage: Eukaryota; Fungi; Ascomycota; Sordariomycetes; Hypocreales; Bionectriaceae.
AUGUCCGGCAUUGGCCGGUCGCGCGACCGCGAUCGCGAACCGAGCAAGCGCAACAGCAUCACCGAUCGACUGGUCAAUACCUUGAACCAGGUCCGCAACCGAGAUCCGUCCUCACCCCUGGGGCGCCGCGCCUCGUCUGCCUCGUCCACCAACGGGCCGAGUCCCAUCGCCAAGGUCCGCGAAUGGCUCGAUACCUGCAACCGCGAGCACGACCAUCAUUGCAGCGUCAGUAACCCAGCCGAUGACCCCGAUCCGACGGCGAGCACGACCUUUCGUCCGGAGUGGCUGAUUGAUUCCUCCGAACGCUGUCUUGUGCAAUCGAGACCAGGCGACCGCUAUGUGGCUCUGAGCUAUGUCUGGGGCAUGGGGCCCAAUCAACGGAAGAGCGAGCCAGAAGAGUCCGCCAAGCUGCUGAAGAGUAAUAUAGACGUGUACCGGGACGGCCUGCCAGAGAGGGAUGUCCCUAAUACCAUAUACGAUGCCAUCAGGCUGUCGCGGAAGUUGGGCCUCAAGUAUAUCUGGGUUGACCGGCUUUGCAUUGUGCAGGACGACGAGGUGCAGAAGGAGGCGCACGUCAGGCACAUGGCGGACAUCUUCGCGGGCGCCUACCUGACCAUUGUCGCGGCGCACGGCGAUGCGGAAACCGGGCUGGUGCAACUCGACCCGCGCCGACCACCGCCGGCAGCGCGCGGGGGUUUCCGUCCGCAGGGCCAAACCCACGAUGAGCUGGUCUUGAAGUCGAGGUGGCACACGAGAGGGUGGACUCUGCAGGAAUACAUGUACUCGCGGCGCUGCGUCUUCUUCUUCGAGGAUGCCAUCACCUGGGAAUGCCACUGCGACCUCUGGGAGAACACGCCGCCCAGUGUUCUGAAGGCGAUGCGGCGCAAACCCACCCCCGCCUGCACAAUAGGGCCGGCAGAGGCCAUCCUGGGCUAUCGUCACACGACCUGGCCAGAUCUAGACGAGUAUGCCCGUAUCGCGAUGGAGUAUAGCGCCAGAAAGGUGACCGUUCCCGAAGACGCGCUCAGGGCCUUUGCUGGAAUCACCCACAUGCUAUCCCGUGUGUUUCCAGGCGGGUUCAUCUACGGGAUGCCGCUGAUGUUUCUCGAUGUCGCGCUUUUGUGGCGGCCGCAAGCGUCCAUCAGACGACGGGCUGUGAUGAAGCCCCCUUUCCUCCCAUCCUGGUCGUGGAUGGGCUGGUGGUUUGAUGGAGUCCCCGCCGAUAUGGUCCUCUGGCGAGCUGCCGCGGACUAUGUGCACGAUACCUUGGCAUGGGGAAAGGGCGGCACCGCACCCAAAAGGUUACAGCCGACUUCUGGCUUCAAAUUCAAGUCUACCGUGACGUGGAGCCUCACCGAUAGACAGGCCAGCGUCCCUGUCGCGAACACGGGCUUGCAGUACCGCGACCUGAGGGCAAGGAAGACACCUGCCACGGUGCUGCCGGCCGGGUGGUCGAAAUCAGGCAGUCAUUAUUUCAAAUACGACGGCGACCCGGACACAACAUUCAAGUACCCCGUCCCGGUAGAGGACCUCCCCGAGGAAGGCACCUACGAGCCGCCGGUUGGUGAGCUCGCCUACCCCGGCCCGCUAUUGUCCUUCAGGUCCAAGUCAGCCUUCUUCGAGGUCGACUACUCCGAAUCCCUCGCUCCCCGGGAUGCCGACUGCCCCCCCGUGGCCGUCGGCAACAUCUGGACCAAGUCGAACCGCUGGGCGGGCACGUUCCGCGCCCACGACGGCUGGCUCGGGGUCCAGUCGUCCAACUACGACCGCGACGCGGACGAGAUGCUCGAGUUCGUCGCCAUCUCCACCGUGAUCGAGCGCAGGGGCUCGCAGCUGUUCAGCGAGGAGCAGUUCCAGGCGAACAAGGACGUGGAGGAGUACAUCUACAUUGUCAACGUGCUCUGGAUCGAGAGGAUCGGCGGCAUCGCGUACCGUCGCGGGCUGGGCCACAUCCUCGAGAAGGCGUGGGACGCCCAGCAUAAGGAGGACGGCGAGAUUCUUCUUGGAUAG